Rhopalosiphum padi (bird cherry-oat aphid) is the source of this 1636-nucleotide messenger RNA. Its product is annotated as protein ILRUN. Gene Ontology annotation, biological process: macroautophagy. The transcript has 5 exons. Gene Ontology annotation, cellular component: phagophore assembly site. Gene Ontology annotation, molecular function: ubiquitin binding. The record is from RefSeq and is a predicted model, not a curated record. NCBI's taxonomy places the organism in Eukaryota, Metazoa, Arthropoda, Insecta, Hemiptera, Aphididae. Bases 165 to 875 code for a protein of 236 amino acids.
AUAACAAAAUAAAAUAUAUCAGUGGACAGACGUCGCGGGUACAGACAUACAGUGUAAUCUCAAAAAAAUAAUCUCCUUUACGUUUUUGUAUGACCUAAAUAUAACUUUUCCAAACGCUUUCUGUGACUUAUCGUUUUGUCCGAUCGCGUAUACAUCGCCGUAAAAUGGACGUAGACAAUGACCCGCUGGACCAGAACCUCUUGCGCCAAUUCAACUGUCUGUGCACGACGGACAAGGAGAAUCUGGUUAAGGGUUUGCGAGAGCUGAUUGGCGACCAGCUAACGGAGUCCGCUGCAGUAUUCUUCCUAGAGAUGAACGACUGGAAUAUGCAUAGGGCUGUCGGUACAUAUUUUGACGUUAACAAUGAAGGUGCAAUACCGUCCAUGUCUUUGGUCAGGGACGAAAAUAGUGAAAAUGUCCUGCAGUUGCCACCAAACCUUCGGUUUACAAAAUCCUGGGAAGUCAAGAACAAUGGUCGUAUAAAGUGGCCACCCGGUUGUACUCUCCAGUUCAAUGGAGGAGACUCCAUUUCUGUUUACACUUCGUUGCCAACAACAACGCUUGAACCUGGGUGUACCAUGACACUAAGCACUGAUUUUAUAACACCUUCUAAACCUGGAUCAUAUCAGUCUAAAUGGCGUAUGAUGUUGCCAACAGGAACAUAUUUUGGAGAUACAAUUUGGACUUUAGUCCAGGUAGAAGACAAUGAUUCAUUUCAAAAUGAAUUAUCGAGACAGUUAGUCGAAAGCAUUAAUUUGGGUUCUCCAAUGCAAAGCCAACCAAACGUUUUAAAUCCCUUUUCUACAUCACAGCAAAACCAACCAACAAAUCAAGACACUGAUACUCAAACCAAUAUGGAAAGUGAUAUAUUGUGAUUAUAAAUUUGGUUAUUUGAGACUCAACUUGUUACAUUAUUGAACAUUGAAUAUGAUAAUUUUUAAAUUUUGUUACAAACAUUAUUUUAAUAAUAUAUAGUUUUAAAUAAACCUUAAAAUUACGUAGUGGUAAUUUAAAGGUUGAAAUAAAAUUAUGAUUUCAGCAUAAAGUUAGUAAGUAAGAAAUCUAUUUGAUAUAUAUUUUUAUUUUAUUUUUUUGGUUUUGUCAUAAAUGAAAUUAUUUUGCAAAAUCCAAGUUACAUUAUGUCAUGAUCAGGUGUCUGUUAUAUAAAAUGUACAGUUUAUAUUUUAUUGUUUUAUCAUGACAAUAUAUAUUUUUUGUUACAUAACUAACUAGUUCUAUAAGUAAAACUAGUUUUAUUAAAAUAUAAUAAGACAUUUUUCAAAAAAAUUAAAAUGUUUAACAUUUUUUUUUAAAAGUUCUGUCUUAUACAUAAACAAAUAUGUAUAUUGUAUACAUAUGAUAUUUGUGUAUAUUUAAACCUUAUAUUAACAAUUCUCUUAAUCAUAUUUUAUUGGUUUCUAUAUUUAUACCUUAAACAAAAUGACGCCAUAAUUAGUACUGCUCAACAGCUUUUAUUUUACUUUUAUUUUAAACUUAUUUAAAAACUGUGGACAUCUCAUAUAAACAUUUGAUUUACAAUACCGUGUAUACGUUGUUCAAGUGUUAUGUGAACAAAAAUUAUGUAUGCAUGUAUGUACCUUAAAUUAAUUAAUAUAAACUAUUUUAUUAAAAUAUA